AAGAAAUCAAGCGGAAAAAUGGUUUCACCGGGGAAAAUAGGAUAUUGUCUGGUUUGCGUUGGGAUUAUUGUAUAUGGAAUUUGGGACUACUUAUCUAAUUUUGAGCAGAAUAAAUGUCUAAUGACAUACAUGUUUGAAAUGCCAGAAUACAUCCAACUACCAUUGGGAAAGAGACUGAAGGAAAACUAUCCAAGAUACAGACUGUUUAUCUAUGGUGAAGGCCAGUAUGCAAGAAAAUUAGAAUCAAAGAGGAAGGUUCCUGUGAAUGGUGUUCCUGUCCUAUUUAUACCAGGAAAUGCUGGGAGUUAUAGACAAGCACGUUCUUUAGCAUCUGUAGCUCACAGAAGAGCCAACGAUAAAAGAUUUUCAUUCCACUUCAAUUAUUUUACAAUUGACUUUAAUGAGGAAUUGUCAGCAUUGUACGGAGGAAUGUUGCAAUCUCAGACAGAAUUUGUACAUGAAUGUGUAAAGAAAAUAUUGUCCUUAUAUGAAUCCAAUAAGCCUACUUCAGUUGUAUUGGUUGGUCACUCCAUGGGUGGAAUGAUUGCCAGGGCAUUGUUUACUUUACCAGAGUUUGACCAGAAUUCUGUCAACACUAUAAUAACACAGGCUACACCUCACCAAGCCCCAGUGAUCUCCCUUGACAGAAUGAUUGCCACAUACUACAGCAGAGUAAACAAUUAUUGGAGGACACACAGUAAUACUACAUUGAAGCAUGUGACUGUGGUAUCCACAGGAGGCGGUUAUAGAGAUGUUCUGGUCAGAAAUGAAUUAACAUCUCUUAGAGGAAUAGCAGACCCAGACUUAUCUAUCAGUACCUCUACAAUGUCAGUGCCCAAUGCAUGGGUAUCUACAGAUCAUUUGUGUGCUGUUUGGUGUAAGCAGAUGGUAAUGUUGACUAAGAGGGCUAUGUUUGAUAUAAUAGAUCCAGCUACAUUACAGGUCACUAUUAACACUAAUGAAAGAAUGAAUGUUUUUAAACAUCAUUUUCUGUCAAAUCCUGGUACAAAGAAAAUUCCUGAAUAUUGGAGGGAUGAAAUACUACUGUAUGAAGAAAUCCCAUGGGUUGUCAAGAAAGAAAAGACAUGGGAAUUUGCGAAGAAAAGGGUGCUGGAAGACUAUUAUUAUGCUGUGCCUAUGGAUCUAGAGGAUGUUAAUUCCUUUGUGGCCAUCAGUAAUGUGGACCUUCAAGACUGGAUUUGUAUUUGUAAAAUAGAAAGAAAUGAAGAAAGAUGUAAGACGUGUAAAAGUUUAUCACAGAAAGGAAAAAUUAUUCCUCCAUUUGAUUCUUACAGAAAAAUUAUUCAUAUAGACUAUAAAGAUUAUCCAGAGAUGACACAUGUUGUUUUGAUUAUAACAUCUGGUCCAAAUCAGGUUAGAACUGGCCUAAAUCAGGUUAGAACUGGCCCAAAUCAGGUUGAGGUGAUGGGUGAUUCCUAUAACAAAGAUUACAGACAUCUGUCUUAUAAACUGCCUUCAGUUCCAGACAUAUUGAUGACCUAUCCAGAGAGUGUCACAAAGGGAGUCAGUGUUCUCACAUUAUAUAAUGAUUCCCUUUUUUACAAUUUACAACUGAAAGGAUUGGACAGUGUACUGAGAGCUUAUACUGCUAAACUUGUACCUAAACACUGCACUUCUAAUAAAGAUUUACAUGAAGGAAAUAUGAUGUCAUUACAUGUUCCUUGGAGUCAAGAAGAUGUUUAUUCAUUUAGCAGGCUAAAUGAAAUAGGAAACCUGUCUAUAAAACUGCAGAGUCUAGCAUCACCAGUGGAGGAUAAUAAUGAAAGUGUAGAGCUAAGAAUUUAUAAAGAUCCAACGUGUUCCUAUCAGUUAAAAAUUAUAGCAUCGCCUACAGAAAGUCUUGGCCAGUUUAUAAGAUUCUACGGUAAAUUGUUUCCAAGCUUUAUGUUGGCCAUAGUAUUGAUGGGUUUGGUGUUCCAGCUUCACCAGAUUAGAAGAGAAAGAAAAUGUCCUGAUAUCAUUGAGGCUAUUGCAUCAUUUGGAGCUCCAUUUAAAAUCUUACCAGUUGUUGUUAUUUUCCGUUUCAUUCUUAACAAUGAAAGUUUUGAAGGAUUAAUAACCAGGUUUGGACUACCGCAAGAAGACGGUAGAGAACUGACCAAGAGUGGUUUAUAUUCAGCAACAUUACCAUUGAUGUUAUAUAUCAUAUCCCUGGGUGUUGUCAAUGUUCAUUGCUACCUGCUAAUCAUGGCAUUGAACAUCAUCAGUAAGGUUGCUGCAGUUUUAUUUGGAUGGAUUCCAUCCCUUUUAUUUACUUUUUGUGAGAAGAUAAAAGUUAUACUGCUCAUACUAGCAAUAUUGACAUCUUGUAUACUGUGUGGAAGUUUGGGGAUCAUCAUAUCUUACAUUUGUUUUGUGUUACAGCUAGCAAGACUUUGUCACUUAGCAAGAGUAUUAAAACAUAGAAAUGAUACUACAAAAUUUAAUUUAGGUGUUACUAUACUACUAAUAUACUUGUGGGUAGUUGCACUUAGUUUUCCUGCUUCAAUUUCCUGGGCUAAAAAUAUGAGGUAUACAUUUAUCCUGCCAGAUGAUUCUAACAAGUUGAUGUCAGUUUUGUCAGUUCUGUCCAUCUCUUGUCUUGUAGUAUUAGACAAUCCUAUUUCAGCCAGAGAAAGCUAUUUAUAUGUAGCUCCAGCAGUAUACGUGGUCAAUGUGUUAUUGCUACUAUAUGGAAUGGUAUCAUUGUACAGAAUAGUUUAUGCAGUUACUUCUGUCUUACUGGGGUUAGCAGUAACAAGGAUGGUAUAUUAUUUCAAACAUGGACAACACAUAGAUAUAGGACAAGAUAAAUCAGACUAAUCAUUAACAUGUACUAAAUAAAAGCAUUAUUAUACAA
This is a messenger RNA of Mytilus californianus (California mussel), 2860 nucleotides long. RefSeq names its product GPI inositol-deacylase-like. Gene Ontology annotation, cellular component: endoplasmic reticulum. Lineage: Eukaryota; Metazoa; Mollusca; Bivalvia; Mytilida; Mytilidae. The record is from RefSeq and is a predicted model, not a curated record. The transcript is spliced from 27 exons. Gene Ontology annotation, molecular function: phosphatidylinositol deacylase activity. Gene Ontology annotation, biological process: endoplasmic reticulum to Golgi vesicle-mediated transport; GPI anchor metabolic process. Bases 19 to 2823 code for a protein of 934 amino acids.